AUGUUCCGAAAUGCUGAAUGUGAUGUGAAGAAGUUGUUACACUUGAUAGCUGCUGAAGAGAAAGGUGAUCCCAAACAAUGUGAAGUGGGAAAGAAAGAUUUCCACUUCCUCUACCCCCAGGAUGCUCGCUUAACAGACAACUGGGCACAGGGGGACAGCCACACUACCUGCCCCAUUGUCUCCCUCUCCAGUGCCAGGGCACAAAGUGCGGAAUGUCUCCUGAGCUCAGCAGGUUCACCUGAACAAGUCAACAAAUGUCUUGGAAUUAGUCCAAGAUUUCCCUACCUGGUGCUUGCAAGAUUCCGUACCCUCUACAGCGACCAUGCUUUCGAGGAGGAGCUAUCCCCAGAAGUUUCAGGCAUUGAAUUUAAAGUGAAGGGUCCUGCCACUAGCGUACGGCUGGUGUGUACCAGGAAGAUCAAGAAACCAAUUCUUAUUUUUAUGUUUUAUACUUCCCUUUUCCUCACUCCGGGCGGGGAGGGGGGCAUAGAAACAAAGAGAAAAACUCUAACUCUAGCAGAAAUGGACUUCGUUCCUCAGUUGGAAAUCUCCCUUCUUAGGCGCCUGGGUGAACACACUCAGCAGCUUAUGGAGAGCUCUGAACAAAGUCUAGGGCUGAAGUUGGGCCCUGGUGAUGUGUCUCUCCCAAAAGAGGGCUGGCUGGAGCAACCACUGGACCCCUUUAAUGCAUCUGACAGAAGAGUCUUCCUUCAGCGGUACUGGGUGAAUGAUCAAUAUUGGACUGGCCAGAAUGGACCUAUAUUCCUGCAUCUAGGGGGUGAGGGCAGCCUUGGACCUGGCUCAGUGAUGAGAGGUCACCCUGCAUCGCUGGCCCCAGCAUUGGGGGCCCUGGUGGUAGGUCUGGAACACAGAUUUUAUGGUCUGAGCAUACCUGCCGCAGGCCUGGACAUGGCCCAGCUCCGGUUCUUGUCCAGCAGACAUGCGUUGGCUGACAUGGCUUCUGCCCAUCUUGCACUCUCCCGCAUUUUCAACGUCUCUUCCUCCAGCCGUUGGAUCUGCUUUGGAGGCUCCUAUGCUGGCUCCCUGGCCGCUUGGGCUCGGCUGAAGUUUCCCCAUCUCAUUUUCGCCUCUGUUGCCUCUUCUGCCCCGCUGCGCGCCGUGCUGGACUUCUCGGAGUAUAAUGCCGUGGUGUCCAGAAGUUUAAUGAGGACAGCCAUUGGUGGGUCUCUGGAGUGCAGGACCGCGGCGUCCGCUGCUUUCGCGGAGGUGGGACGGCGACUGCGCGCAGGCGGGGCGGCCCAGGCGGCGCUGCGAGCGGAGCUGGGCGCGUGCAGCCCCCUGAGCCGCACUGAGGACCAGGCGAUGCUGCUGGAAGCGCUGCAGGCUCUAGUGGGCGGCACGGUGCAGUACGACGGGCAGGUGGGGGCGCCAUUGAGCGUGCGGCAGCUCUGUGGACUUCUCGCGGACGGGGGCAACCGCAGCCGCACCGCGCCCUAUCGCGGGCUGCGCCGAGCUGUGCAGAUUGUCAUGCACAGCCUGGGACAGAGGUGUUUAAGUACUUCCCGAGCAGAGACAGUGGCACAGCUGAGGGACACAGAACCUCAAGUGUCUAACUUUGGUGAUCGACAGUGGUUAUACCAGACAUGUACUGAGUUCGGCUUCUAUGUCACCUGUGAGGAUCCUGACUGCCCUUUCUCGCAGCUCCCAGCACUGCCCUCCCAGCUAGGUCUGUGUGAGCAGGUGUUUGGUCUCUCAGCGUCAUCAGUAGCCCAAGCCGUGGCCCAGACAAAUUCUUACUAUGGUGGCCAGACCCCGAGGGCCACCCAAGUGCUGUUCGUUAAUGGGGAUGCAGACCCCUGGCAUAUGCUGAGUGUCACACAGUCCUUGGGACCCUUUGAGUCAGCCCUUCUCAUCCCAAAUGCCUCCCACUGCUUGGACAUGGCACCUGAGAGACCCUCAGACUCCCCCAGCCUUCGCCUGGCUCGCCAGGAGAUCUUCCAGCAGCUGCAGACCUGGCUCAGGCUGGCAAAUGAAAGCCAGGGUAGGGAUGGGGCCUGA
Chrysochloris asiatica (Cape golden mole) is the source of this 2019-nucleotide messenger RNA. It is a transcript of the gene PRSS16, whose product is annotated as protease, serine, 16 (thymus). The coding region runs from base 1 to 2019 and encodes 672 amino acids. The transcript is spliced from 15 exons. Gene Ontology annotation, molecular function: serine-type exopeptidase activity; dipeptidyl-peptidase activity. Gene Ontology annotation, cellular component: lysosome; endosome. Gene Ontology annotation, biological process: proteolysis. The record is from RefSeq and is a predicted model, not a curated record. NCBI's taxonomy places the organism in Eukaryota, Metazoa, Chordata, Mammalia, Afrosoricida, Chrysochloridae.